Aspergillus udagawae is the source of this 1545-nucleotide messenger RNA. Its product is annotated as MFS transporter. The record is from RefSeq and is a predicted model, not a curated record. Gene Ontology annotation, biological process: transmembrane transport. Lineage: Eukaryota; Fungi; Ascomycota; Eurotiomycetes; Eurotiales; Aspergillaceae. The coding region runs from base 1 to 1545 and encodes 514 amino acids. The transcript has 3 exons. Gene Ontology annotation, molecular function: transmembrane transporter activity.
AUGUCUCAACAAGCCGAAAUUAAGAUAGCAGCGGAUCCUGAGGUGCAGCAAACCCACAUCUAUGAUGGUCAAGGCACCCAAGAAGACCCUUUCAUAGUUGAAUUUCAAAAGGAUGAUCCAGGAAACCCGAUGAACUGGUCUCAACUUAGAAAAUGGUUCAUCACGGCGAUUGUGACCUUCUCCGUCUUUGCCAUCACCUUCACAUCUUCAGCAUACUCUGCUUCCGCAAACGAGCUCAUUCCAGACUUCAACAUUAGCACAGAGGUGUUCACAGUUGGCCUCUCCCUCUUUGUUCUUGGGUUUGCAAUUGGUCCAGCAGUAUGGGGUCCCUUGUCUGUUCUUUUUACUCUCUGGAUCGUCUCUCACAUCGCCAUGGUGGCCUUCACCGGUGGUUCCGCUGGAAGCCGCAACGUUGCCACCCUCCUCGUGUUGCGAUUCUUCAGCGGCACAUUCGGCGGCUCACCGUUAGUCAACUCGGGUGGUGCUAUCGCAGAUCUCUUCCCCCCUGCUCAGAGAGGCCUCGCCAUGACACUGUACUGUGUCGCGCCCUUCCUUGGUCCCAUCCUUGGCCCGAUCGUUGGCGGAUUCGUCUCUGAAAACGUUGGAUGGAGAUGGGUCCAGGGGGUGUGCUGUAUCUUUAUCGGAGUGAUAGGUAUCAUCGGCGUCAUCUUUGUCCCGGAGACUUAUGGGCCAGUGUUGUUGAUCAGGAGGGCAAACCAACUGUCUAAGGCCAAUAGUAAGGUGUACAUCAGUGUUCUUGAAAAGAACCAAGGCAAGAAGAAGCCGUCGGAGGUCUUCCAGCGGGCUCUGAUACGGCCCUGGGUUCUGCUCUUCCGGGAACCCAUCGUGCUGGUUGCCUCGCUCUACAUGGCCAUUAUCUACGGCACGGUCUACAUGUUCAUGAGCGCCAUGCCCAUCGUCUACAACGAACAACGCGGCUGGAGCGAGGGCAUCGGCGGCCUCGCCUUCAUGGGUAUCGCAGUCGGUAUCAUCCUCGGACUAGUCUACGCCAUCUACGAUAACAACAGACGAUACACGAAACUACUGCUAUCGAAAUCAGCAACUGCCGAAUCCCGGCUCCCACCAGCCAUCGUCGGUGCUGUCGCCCUACCCGUCGGCAUGUUCGCCUUCGCCUGGACCAAUUACCCCCGCAUCCACUGGUCCGUCAGCAUCAUCCUUUCAGCGCCCUUCGGGUUCGGCUGCGUCCUCGUCAUCCUGCCGAUCGUCAACUACCUGAUCGACGCGUACACCAUCUACGCGGCCUCUGUUCUUGCCGCCGCAGCCAUCUUCCGGUCGAUCGUCGGGGCUGUGUUUCCCUUGUUUACGACCCAGAUGUAUGACAGUCUCGGGAUUCACUGGGCGAGCUCUCUGCCCGCCUUUUUGACGUUAGCGUGCAUGCCGUUCCCGUUCGUCAUGUAUCGUUACGGUGGGGCGCUGCGGAUGAAGUGCAAAUAUGCGUUCGAGGCUGCAGAGAUGAUGAGGCGGAUGCAGAUGCAGCAAGCACCUGCCCCGGCUAAGGAGGAGGAGGACUCCCCUUCCGAGUGA